Oreochromis aureus is the source of this 6906-nucleotide messenger RNA. RefSeq lists its product as uncharacterized. The record is from RefSeq and is a predicted model, not a curated record. Lineage: Eukaryota; Metazoa; Chordata; Actinopteri; Cichliformes; Cichlidae.
UUUUGUAUGUUGGAUAUGUUGAGUUAUUACACUGUGAACGCUGCUUUUGAUUACUGGGGAAAAGGAACCACAGUCACUGUCACAACAGCCACUUCACGUCGACCCACUGUGUUUCCCCUGAUGCCAUGUGGUUCUCAGAGCGGAGAUAUUGUCACUCUUGGCUGUCUUGCCACUGGCUUUAACCCUCCUGCAGUGACUUUCUCGUGGAACAAAGGCGGCACUGCCUUGACAGACCUCAUCCAGUACACUGCUGUACAGAAAGGCAAUGUUUAUACUGGAGUCAGUCAAGUCCGAGUGAGGAGACAGGACUGGGAUGCAAGACAGACUUUUCAGUGUGCCGUAAGGCAUGCUGCUGGGAAUGGACAGGCUUCUUUUCAAAAACCAUUGGUGUUUAAGCAGAAUCCAACUCUUAAAGUGAUUUCCUCUCCUGAUGUGGACGGUACCUAUACUGCCUCCUGCUUUGCCAAAGAGUUUGCACCAAAGACACAUGCCAUCAGAUGGCUGAAAAAUGGAGCAGACAUCACCAGGAAAAUAGAUCUGAUCAGUACAGUUUCUGAAUCAAGAAAGGCAGAUGGAAAGAAAGUGUACAACGCAGCAAGUUUUCUCACAGUAAAUUCCAAUGAUGUGAAUGAAGAUACUGAAUUCACUUGUGUGUUUACGGGAGGCCAAAGUGGAUCUUUGAAUAAAAGUGACAGAGACAACACACAAGUGGCGUUUAAGCAGAAUCCAACUCUUAAAGUGAUUUCCUCUCCUGAUGAGCACGGUACCUAUACUGCCUCCUGCUUUGCCAAAGAGUUUGCACCAAAGACACAUGCCAUCAGAUGGCUGAAAAAUGGAACAGACAUCACCAGGAAAAUAGAUCUGAUCAGUACAGUUUCUGAAUCAAGAAAGGCAGAUGGAAAGAAAGUGUACAACGCAGCAAGUUUUCUCACAGUAAAUUCCAAUGAUGUGAAUGAAGAUACUGAAUUCACCUGUGAGUUUACGGGAGGCCAAAGUGGAUCUUUGAAUAAAAGUGACAGAGACAACACACAAGUGGCGUUUAAGCAGAAUCCAACUCUUAAAGUGAUUUCCUCUCCUGAUGAGCACGGUACCUAUACUGCCUCCUGCUUUGCCAAAGAGUUUGCACCAAAGACACAUGCCAUCAGAUGGCUGAAAAAUGGAACAGACAUCACCAGCAAAAUAGAUCUGAUCAGUACAGUUUCUGAAUCAAGAAAGGCAGAUGGAAAGAAAGUGUACAACGCAGCAAGUUUUCUCACAGUAAAUUCCAAUGAUGUGAAUGAAGAUACUGAAUUCACUUGUGUGUUUACGGGAGGCCAAAGUGGAUCUUUAAAUAAAAGUGACAGAGACAACACACAAGUGGCGUUUAAGCAGAAUCCAACUCUUAAAGUGAUUUCCUCUCCUGAUGAGCACGGUACCUAUACUGCCUCCUGCUUUGCCAAAGAGUUUGCACCAAAGAAACAUGCCAUCAGAUGGCUGAAAAAUGGAGCAGACAUCACCAGCAAAAUAGAUCUGAUCAGUACAGUUUCUGAAUCAAGAAAGGCAGAUGGAAAGAAAGUGUACAACGCAGCAAGUUUUCUCACAGUAAAUUCCAAUGAUGUGAAUGAAGAUACUGAAUUCACUUGUGUGUUUACGGGAGGCCAAAGUGGAUCUUUGAAUAAAAGUGACACAGACAACACACAAGCGCCUCGGAUUGUCCCACCGAUUGUCCCACCAAACAUCACAUUGUACUCAGUCUGGGAUGGGGAAUUUGGAAUCUCACCAGUAAGGCUCAUCUGCACAUUGAGUGACUUCUUUCCAGACAAUCUGACUUUGGAGUGGGUACAGGAUGAACAUCCACAGAAUCAAACCAACGAGGCAAGCACAAGGAAGCUACAAAGUGCAGGGGGAGAGGGGAAAACCUUCAGCCUGAGCAGUGAGCUUUGGCCAAAUAUGACAUUGUGGGCAAAAGGCUCAACUUUUACCUACAUGGCUGAUCACAAUGGCGUUAAAUAUAUCAAAACAAUAAACAUUUGUCACACUCUUUCAAGCUCUGCUCCCUUCAUUCAUGUGGAGAUUCCCAGCUUCAAGACUGUAAUGACAUCAAAUAACGUGCAAGUAACAUGUUUGGUCCACACUGACUUUAAUGCAACAAUCACCUGGCUGAUUGAUGGGAAAGCUACGAAGGAAAGAGUAGACAUAGAGAAAAACACAACUCAUAUAAACAGUAAUCUUAGAGUUCCCUCGAUUCAAUGGAAGAAAAUGAAGCAUGUAACAUGCAAAGCAGAGCAUAAGUGCUUCACAUCUGCUGAGAAGACCAUAAAUAUUGCAGGUUCUCCAGUUAAUACUCCACUGGUAGAGAUCAGGCGAUCCCUUCCAGAUCUCCUGAAAGGAGAAAGUGCUCUGUUCGAGUGUGUCAUCAAACAACUGUCCUCACGUGACCUCUACGUCACCUUACAAGUCAAUGAUGAAGAAAUACUUGAAAAAAAAUAUUAUAAUUUUGUUGAAGGCCCAGGCCUCCUUUCAAUCAGUAGUCAAUUCACUGUCCCUAAUAGGUACUGGAAGAAAGACACAAAAUUUACCUGCAACGUGAUUCAAGGCUUUUCUGAACCUUUUCAGUCAAGGUCCAUCAGCAAUAUUUUUGUGGACCCAUCCAUGGAGCUUCUUCUGGUCCCCAGUAAAGGUUCAGGAUCACAGACUCUUUCAUGCUCUGGAUGGGGCUUCAACCCUAACAUUACAUGGUUGACUGAGUCUCAGCAAAGAUCUCCAUCAACCAGUGAUAUCAGCAUGGGUGUAGAUGGACGUGCCCGAGUGACCAGUCAACUUGUAAUUGAUGAUUCUGAGUGGAAAACAGGGAAGAUCUUCACUUGUGAAGUGUCUGACAGGUCUCUGAACAAAAUGGUCAAGAAGGAAAUGAGCCUCUGCUCGGCUCGAUCAAGCUCCGCUCCCUUCAUUCAUGUGGAGAUUCCCAGCUUCAAGACGGUAAUAACGUCAAAUGAGGUGCAAGUAACAUGUUUGGUCCACACUGACUUUAAUGCAACAAUCACCUGGCUGAUUGAUGGGAAAGCUAUGAAGGAAAGAGUAGACAUAGAGAAAAACACAACUCAUAUAAACAGUAAUCUUAGAGUUCCCUCGAUUCAAUGGAAGAAAGUGAAGCAUGUAACAUGCAAAGCAGAGCAUAAGUGCUUCACAUCUGCUGAGAAGACCAUAAAUAUUGCAGGUUCUCCAGUUAAUACUCCACUGGUAGAGAUCAGGCGAUCCCUUCCAGAUCUCCUGAAAGGAGAAAGUGCUGUGUUCCACUGUGACAUCAAACAACUGUCCUCACGUGACCUCUACGUCGCCUUACAAGUCAAUGAUGAAGAAAUACCUGAAAAAAAAUAUUAUAAUUUUGCUGAAGGCCCAGGCCUCGUUUCAAUCAGUAGUCAAUUCACUGUCCCUAAUAGGUACUGGAAGAAAGACACAAAAUUUACCUGCAACGUGAUUCAAGGCUUUUCUGAACCUUUUCAGUCAAGGUCCACCGGCUAUAUUUUUGUGGACCCAUCCAUGGAGCUUCUUCUGGUCCCCAGUAAAGGUUCAGGAUCACAGACUCUUUCAUGCUCUGGAUGGGGCUUCAACCCUAACAUUACAUGGUUCUCUGAGUCUCAGCAAAGAUCUCCAUCAACCAGUGAUAUCAGCAUGGGUGUAGAUGGACGUGCCCGAGUGACCAGUCAACUUGUAAUUGAUGAUUCUGAGUGGAAAACAGAGAUCUUCACUUGUGAAGUGUCUGACAGGUCUCUGAACAAAAUGGUCAAGAAGGAAAUGAGCCUCUGCUCGGCCCUUUCAAGCUCUGCUCCCUUCAUUCUUGUGGAGAUUCCCAGCUUCAAGACGGUAAUAACGUCAAAUGAGGUGCAAGUAACAUGUUUGGUCCACACUGACUUUAAUGCAACAAUCACCUGGCUGAUUGAUGGGAAAGCUAUGAAGGAAAGAGUAGACAUAGAGAAAAACACAACUCAUAUAAACAGUAAUCUUAGAGUUCCCUCGAUUCAAUGGAAGAAAGUGAAGCAUGUAACAUGCAAAGCAGAGCAUAAGUGCUUCACAUCUGCUGAGAAGACCAUAAAUAUUGCAGGUUCUCCAGUUAAUACUCCACUGGUAGAGAUCAGGCGAUCCCUUCCAGAUCUCCUGAAAGGAGAAAGUGCUCUGUUCGAGUGUGUCAUCAAACAACUGUCCUCACGUGACCUCUACGUCACCUUACAAGUCAAUGAUGAAGAAAUACUUGAAAAAAAAUAUUAUAAUUUUGCUGAAGGCCCAGGCCUCCUUUCAAUCAGUAGUCAAUUCACUGUCCCUAAUAGGUACUGGAAGAAAGACACAAAAUUUACCUGCAACGUGAUUCAAGGCUUUUCUGAACCUUUUCAGUCAAGGUCCACCGGCUAUAUUUUUGUGGACCCAUCCAUGGAGCUUCUUCUGGUCCCCAGUAAAGGUUCAGGAUCACAGACUCUUUCAUGCUCUGGAUGGGGCUUCAACCCUAACAUUACAUGGUUCUCUGAGUCUCAGCAAAGAUCUCCAUCAACCAGUGAUAUCAGCAUGGGUGUAGAUGGACGUGCCCGAGUGACCAGUCAACUUGUAAUUGAUGAUUCUGAGUGGAAAACAGGGAAGAUCUUCACUUGUGAAGUGUCUGACAGGUCUCUGAACAAAAUGGUCAAGAAGGAAAUGAGCCUCUGCUCGGCUCUUUCAAGCUCUGCUCCCUUCAUUCAUGUGGAGAUUCCCAGCUUCAAGACAGUAAUGACAUCAAAUGAGGUGCAAGUAACAUGUUUGGUCCACACUGAAUUUAAUGCAACAAUCACCUGGCUGAUUGAUGGGAAAGCUAUGAAGGAAAGAGUAGACAUAGAGAAAAACACAACUCAUAUAAACAGUAAUCUUAGAGUUCCCUCGAUUCAAUGGAAGAAAGUGAAGCAUGUAACAUGCAAAGCAGAGCAUAAGUGCUUCACAUCUGCUGAGAAGACCAUAAAUAUUGCAGGUUCUCCAGUUAAUACUCCACUGGUAGAGAUCAGGCGAUCCCUUCCAGAUCUCCUGAAAGGAGAAAGUGCUCUGUUCGAGUGUGUCAUCAAACAACUGUCCUCACGUGACCUCUACAUCACCUUCCAAGUCAAUGAUGAAGAAAUAACUGAAAAAAAAUAUUAUAAUUUUGCUGAAGGCCCAGGCCUCCUUUCAAUCAGUAGUCAAUUCAUUGUCCCUAAUAGGUACUGGAAGAAAGACACAAAAUUUACCUGCAACGUGAUUCAAGGCUUUUCUGAACCUUUUCAGUCAAGGUCCAUCAGCAAUAUUUUUGUGGACCCAUCCAUGGAGCUUCUUCUGGUCCCCAGUAAAGGUUCAGGAUCACAGACUCUUUCAUGCUCUGGAUGGGGCUUCAACCCUCGAAUUACAUGGUUGUCUGAGUCUCAGCAAAGAUCUCCAUCAACCAGUGAUAUCAGCAUGGGUGUAGAUGGACGUGCCCGAGUGACCAGUCAACUUGUAAUUGAUGAUUCUGAGUGGAAAACAGGAAAGAUCUUCACUUGUGAAGUGUCUGACAGGUUUCUGAACACAAGCGUGACCAGAAAUUUCAGUCUCUGUUCAGCAACUCCAUCAUCAUCACACCCAGUUGGGGUUUAUGUCCGGGGACCACCACCACAGCUAACUGAGAACAAAGGACAAUUGACUAUUACCUGUCUUCUGGUCGGCCCUAAUCUUAAUGAUUUCUCCAUCACCUGGAGAGUAGGUGGCAACAAAAUUCCUGAUCAAGAUGUCCUUACUAAUCCCCCAGUGAGUCACAGCAAUGGGACAGAGACUCAACAGAGCUUCCUUAAUGUGUCAGCAGAAAAUUGGGAUGCAUAUAAACAAUUUUCUUGUGAAGGAAAACAUCUAUGUUCCAGUCAGGGCAAUGUAGACCAUAUAAGCAAAAGCAGAGUCCUCCGUGAGCCAACAGUGAAGAUAAUACAACCAACUGCCUCUGAACUUUCUAAGUCUGACAUCCUAACGCUUGUUUGCCUAGUGUCUGAAUUUUUCCCUGCUAACAUCAUAGUGUACUGGGAAGAAGAUGGCCAGACUCUCCCAUCCUCGCAUUAUGUUAACAGUCCUCCAUGGAAAUACUCAGGGAGCAGCUCUUACUCUGUGAGCAGCAGACUAAACAUAUCCAAAACUGAAGACAAAAGGUCUACGUAUUCUUGUGUUGUCAAACAUGAGUCAUCUAACGUGCCCGCUGAAGCUACUAUAACUGAUGUGUUUGCCUCAGUGAUCUACAGCCAGCCAUCAGCCUACUUGUUUCAGGGCUCUAAUGAACUUGUGUGCCUGAUCUUUGGCUUCAGUCCUGUAUCCAUUAACAUCACUUGGUUUCAAAAUGGAGACACAGAACUGCUGAACUACAACACUAGUGCGCCCCACAGAGGCCCAGAUGGAAAGUUCAGUGUCAAGAGCCACCUUGACCUGUCCCAAGUCAGAUUCUUACCUGGGGUGGUCUUCACCUGCAGGGUGAUCCAUGCCAACACCACCCUGUCCCUGAAUAUAUCGAAACCAGAUACGCUGAAAUAUUGUAAUAUAUUUGACAACAUUGUGCAUGCUGAUGUGAAUCAAGACACAGUUGAGGAAAGUUGGAAUGUGGUUUUCACCCUCAUUGGUUUUUUCAUCAUGGCCACCAUAUAUGGUAUCAUAGUUACAUUAUUUAAGACUAAAUGAUGAUGUUCACAGGACGGCUCCUGUGUUAUGACUGAAAUGUGGAAAUGCGUUUUAACUGCGUUUUAACAGCACCUGUCCUGACUAGUUUGAACAUGUAAUGCUUUGUGUAUCCAGUGUUAUUAAUUGCAUUUUUUAUGCUUUACAAUUUUUGGCAUUUGUGUUUUAGUUUUGUGCUAGAUGUGACAUGUAUGUAAGACGAGUGAGAAAAUGCAUUAAAAAUCAAUAAAGAAAACGAAUGACUAACUA